This is a messenger RNA of Oryza brachyantha (malo sina), 499 nucleotides long. RefSeq lists its product as uncharacterized. The transcript has a single exon. The coding region runs from base 18 to 383 and encodes 121 amino acids. Lineage: Eukaryota; Viridiplantae; Streptophyta; Magnoliopsida; Poales; Poaceae. The record is from RefSeq and is a predicted model, not a curated record.
CUUUAGUAUACGUAGAAAUGUGCAGGCAGGGGAAGGCAAGGCCCCUUAUAUCCAUUCAUAUUCAUUCCUUGGUUCACAACACAAAAGGAGGGAGGGAGGGAGCACUAGAUAGAGUAGAGCCACUAGCCAUAGCCUCAAGAAGAUCCAGCAGCAGGAAGGAGAAGAUGCAGGACUGGGGUCCGGUGCUGAUAUCGCUGGUGCUCUUCAUCCUCCUCUCGCCGGGGCUGCUCUUCCAGAUACCAGGAAAGUGCCGGCUGAUCGAGUUCGGCAAGUUCCAGACCAGCGUCGUCUCCAUCCUCGUCCACACCGUCCUCUUCUUCGCCCUCGACGCCAUCUUCCUCGUCGCCAUCGGCGUCCAGAUCAACCUUGGCUCCUCCCCCUAAUCAUCUGUUUAGUUUGCACUCCUGCUUCUUCCUUCCAUUCUUGCAUGCCCUUGUAUUACUACUGCUGUAACUGAACCGAAUUGAUUUCAAACCUCAAUACUCAUACUCCUUGCUUA